Achroia grisella is the source of this 656-nucleotide messenger RNA. RefSeq names its product succinate dehydrogenase assembly factor 4, mitochondrial-like. Bases 217 to 567 code for a protein of 116 amino acids. Lineage: Eukaryota; Metazoa; Arthropoda; Insecta; Lepidoptera; Pyralidae. Gene Ontology annotation, biological process: mitochondrial respiratory chain complex II assembly. Gene Ontology annotation, cellular component: mitochondrion. The transcript has 2 exons. The record is from RefSeq and is a predicted model, not a curated record.
GUCAUUUAUGUAAAAAUUGUCAAACGAAACAAAAGUUGUCGAACAUAAUCGGUUGUUUUUAUUCUAAAAUUUAAAUUCAAUUAAUUUAUAUUUAUAUAUAUAUAAUGUAUUACAUACACAUUAUUGUAGCGUAUUAUUUUAUUUAACGUAAAAAUACAUUGUUAGAUGUCUGUGUAAUUGUACGUAUUUUAUUUCUUAUAAUUAUAAAAAUAAAAGAUGUUGCAUUUGCGUCUCAGUAUUCGUCGUAAUAUCUUUUCGAAAGGAUUAGUAAACAGUUUAACAUCUCAUAGACAUUCUACUGAUUCAAAAUCUAAUAAGGAUGGUAAUGGAACCCCAAAAAAGGAAUCACAAAGAAUAUCUGAAUUCCGAAAAAAAUUGCGAGAAACUACACCAAUUGAUGAUCUUGGUGAACAGCCAUCUAUGCAUCCACAAACUCAAAAAGAUGACCCCUUACCUCCCUUUCCCAAUAAUACUAAUCCAACAACUGGUGAAGUAGGCGGUCCAAGGGGGCCAGAACCAACAAGAUAUGGUGAUUGGGAGAGAAAAGGACGAGUGUCUGACUUUUAGUAAUUCUGUUGGAAGAUACAUGAAAUCCUAAUCAAAAAUGAUGUUGUUUCCUUAUUUAAAUGAGUUUAUUUAAAAUAAAUAGUAAUAAA